Octopus bimaculoides (California two-spot octopus) is the source of this 479-nucleotide messenger RNA. Its product is annotated as netrin receptor UNC5C. Gene Ontology annotation, cellular component: membrane. NCBI's taxonomy places the organism in Eukaryota, Metazoa, Mollusca, Cephalopoda, Octopoda, Octopodidae. Gene Ontology annotation, molecular function: netrin receptor activity; protein binding. The record is from RefSeq and is a predicted model, not a curated record. Gene Ontology annotation, biological process: netrin-activated signaling pathway; motor neuron axon guidance.
AAAUCUCCCUCCUCUGGAAAAUGAUGAGAAAAAGGCAUCCAAGAACUGCCACGAUAUGGUGUCUGUUCAGCCUGAUUUGACGCAAACAGUGGUCAGUAUACGUCCAGCCAAUGUUGACUCCCCAAACAACAACAUUGAACCAACAGUCGACAAGACAGCCUCAAUGAGCAACAAGUCGCAGCAGCUGGCACAGACCCUAUCAAAAGGGGGCAGCAAGUAUGGCCCUGGCGACCACAUGUUGACAGAGAAUCCCCUUGGUGGCUCCAUGGAGAAGUUGGCCAUCAAAUCGCAACCCAAGAACACAAUGUCCAUGAGUUCAAGCAUGUCAAUGAACCAGCGGCCAAUCUCAAACGGAGAUGUCCAGUCAGCCAGUCGGUUAUCACUCAUGUCCACCCAGUUACCAUGCAACAUCGAAGCUGAUGCCAUCAUCUGGGGCACGUUUACGCACACUGGUGGACGACUGUGCCUCAAUGAAUCAG